CAAAAGAGGAGCUGGACAAUUUUAUUAAACCCUGUCGAUUGAUUGAGAUAUCAAUUGGAAACGUCAUGAUUGACUCUUAACAUCCACCGCUAAAACCUUAGGUCAAUGUCUUGCCUUAAAAAUGUUCCCACCUUAUUCAUGUUUUUCUUAUGAACAGCCUUUAUGCUAACACAUUGUUCGACUCCUAAAACAAUAAGAAAACAAAAGCAAAAACAGAAUUUUCUGUUUGUUUCAGCCCUGUAUUGUUUCUAUCUUCAUCUCUUUUGGUCACAAGAAUUUAUUUAAUCAUUUAAAAAUAAAAUUAAAAUAUGAUUCUUAUUAUUUAUUUUUAAUUGAACCAACAUAUCCGCAGGGAGAUUGUAGUUUGUGAUUAGUCUGGUGCAGAUAAAAGCAAAUCCAAAUUGGAAAAUGAUAAUAGAAACAGGAAAUCCAAAUCCAAGUUGGAAAUAAAACAAUAGCCCUAAAAGAAGAAGGAAGGGUGUGGAUUACAUGAGGAGUUGGUAUUGGUUGGCAAUCCAUCCUUGGGAUAUAUCUUAGAGUAAACGGCAUCCUUUAUAAAUAUUAGACAAGAGUAGACAGACACGGUUUUUGUUUCAUUGAUAUUCUUUUGCCGCUGCCUCUGUCAACGUUCCAAUAGUCUUCCUUCUCUGUUGCCAAAACCAAGAACAAGAAAGCCUCACCGUCAUUACAAGAAAAAGAGAAGAGCAAGAGCAAGAGCAAGAGCAAGAAACCAUGUGCUGCUGUUCCGAUGACUGUGAAUGCAGGCCUUUAGGGUUUCUGUUAGGCCUUCCGUUUGCCUUUCUCUCCCUCCUCAUCUCUCUGGUCGGAGUUGUUGUAUGGAUUGUUGGGUUGGUGUUGAGUUGCAUAUGCCCAUGUUGCUUUUGCGUGACGGUGUUAGUUGAGUUCGCACUUGGAUUAAUCAAGGCUCCCAUCCUGAUCAUGAAGUGGUUUACUUCCAAGAUUCCUUGCUAAUGUUUGAUAUCGAUCAUUAGUUUAAACUCAAUUAUGGAUAAGUAAUUAUACCAUGUAAUUGCCUACAUACGCCACUGUUAUUCUGGGAUGGACUAGUUUGACUUACUUCUUUCUUUUUUCCUUUUUUCUCUUUUUCUUGGGCGAUAUUAUCCAUCUUGGUUCCGCUGUUUUCUGUCUUAUUUGUUGUUCCUUGUCAUUAUUUGAGGUAUCGUUUUAGCAAUGAGACAAAGGAAACAACUCUAAUAAUCAUCAAUUAUUGCA
Ricinus communis (castor bean) is the source of this 1233-nucleotide messenger RNA. Its product is annotated as signaling peptide TAXIMIN 1. Lineage: Eukaryota; Viridiplantae; Streptophyta; Magnoliopsida; Malpighiales; Euphorbiaceae. The record is from RefSeq and is a predicted model, not a curated record. Bases 733 to 972 code for a protein of 79 amino acids. The transcript has 2 exons.